AACGGGAAUAUCAUUCGCGCACCAUUACCUCAAGGAAGGUGAUACCGUGUGUGUAAAACGAUAAUAAUAUACAUGGAAAUAAUUGUGUACGUGUUAUGUGAUAUUUUCAUAUACGCGUGUGCUUCCUGAGCGUAAUUCUGAAACAGCUAUUAAUCUUUUGUGAGCAAGUUAAAGACACGUUUUGAACAACAAUUUUAUGAGUCUAAUGUUGUACAAACUAAACGCGAGCCCUCCGGCGCGCACUGCCAUGAUGGUGUGUGAACUCUUCAAGGUUCCUGUUAAAAUGGUUGACGUAAAUUUAUCCAAAGGAGAACAUUUUUCCCCGGAAUAUUUAAAGAGAAACCCUCUUCACACUGUACCUACUCUAGAAGAUGGCGACCUGAUUAUUACUGAUAGCCACGCGAUUGCAAUGUAUCUCGCCGACAAAUAUGGAAAAGACGAUAGUCUGUACCCUAAAGACUUAAAAAGCAGAGCAAUAGUGAACCAAAGGUUAUUCUUUGAUAGCACGGUGUUGUUCUCUAGAAUGAGAAGUGUUACUUUUCCAGUCAUAAUUGAAGGAUGUAAAACUGUCACGGAGAAGCAAAUUAAUGACAUUAUCGAAGCAUAUGGUUAUGUUGAAACUUAUCUAUCGAACACCAAAUUCAUAGCCACCAAUAACUUGACGAUUGCUGACAUUUCUGCCUACGCCGUAGUUUCAUCUCUCCUUUUUAUUGUGCCUUUAGAUGGAGCCAAAUUCCCCAAAACACAAACGUGGUUGAAUGAAAUGGAAAAGAAACCUUUUGCACAGAAAUAUAAUGUGAACGGCGUGGCCGAAUUGGGCGCACUAUUGAAAGAGAAACUUGGAUCUUAAUCUAUAAAAUGUAUUAAGUUUAUUAAUGUAAGUGAAAUGUUAUUUAUUAAAAGGAUCAAUAAAAUUACUUACCAACA
Bombyx mori (domestic silkworm) is the source of this 927-nucleotide messenger RNA. RefSeq names its product glutathione S-transferase epsilon 3 (gene GSTe3). NCBI's taxonomy places the organism in Eukaryota, Metazoa, Arthropoda, Insecta, Lepidoptera, Bombycidae. The transcript is spliced from 6 exons. The coding region runs from base 197 to 850 and encodes 217 amino acids. Gene Ontology annotation, molecular function: glutathione transferase activity. The record is from RefSeq and is a predicted model, not a curated record. Gene Ontology annotation, biological process: glutathione metabolic process.